GCGCUUUUAAUUUGAAGGGGUGAUACUUUGUCGGAAAGGCGGCUGCUGCUAGCUGCUUGUAGCUCGACACAGAGGGAGGACAUAGUGGAUUCCGUUGGGAAGAAGUAGAUCAUCGCCAGGCGGUUCUCCGGGGAUCUCUCUCGGUUGUACGUGUAGUAUAACAGCGUCACCUCUGGGAUGAAUCCACCAAGCCUCCACGCCUCUGUGGAUUUAAAUUAACCUGGACUAUGAGCAGAAGACGAAGAUAAGCAGCGGCGGCGGCGGCGGCUGGCUUCCUGCCGGAUUUCUCCCAGGCUUUUUGUUUUUUCCUUGGACAUGCCUGGUCUAUGGAGCAAAGCUGAGCGAAGCUAGCAGGCUGACAGUUCGGCUAGCGCAACAUUUCCAGGCUUUUGGAUGAUUGUUUAGCUGAAGAGCUGAUUUAUUUGGGAUCAGCGCUACCUCCCCUGCCCGAAUAAGGAGUCAGCAUGGGGGAGUCCAGCCUGGACGACGCCAAUGUCAAGGUGGCUGUUCGUGUACGGCCCAUGAACAGGAGAGAAAAGGAAUUAAACACAAAAUGUAUCGUGGAGAUGGAGAAGAACCAAACGAUCCUCCAUCCUGGCGGAGCUAACCUCGGCAAAGGAGACUCCAGGAAUCAAUCCAAGGUCUUUGCCUAUGAUUACUGUUUCUGGUCAAUGGAUGAGACGGAUAAGGAGAGAUUUGCCGGUCAGGAAGUGGUCUUCCAGUGCCUUGGGGAAAGUCUUCUCCACAACGCCUUCCAGGGCUACAAUGCCUGCAUCUUUGCCUACGGACAAACUGGUUCUGGAAAGUCGUACACCAUGAUGGGUUCAGUUGACCAGCCAGGUCUGAUUCCACGGCUGUGCAGUGCUUUGUUUACACGAACCCAGAACGAACAGCGGGAGGAGGAGAGCUUCACUGUUGAGGUGUCAUACAUGGAGAUCUACAACGAGAAGGUCCGAGAUCUGCUCGACCCCAAAGGGGGUAAACAAACUCUGAGGGUGAGGGAGCAUAAAGUUUUGGGUCCCUAUGUGGAUGGCCUGUCUCGACUAGCUGUGGCCAGCUACAAGGACAUUGAGUCUCUGAUGUCGGAGGGGAAUAAGUCUCGGACUGUCGCUGCCACCAACAUGAAUGAGGAGAGCAGUCGAUCGCACGCCGUCUUUAACAUCAUCCUCACACACACACUAAAGGACUUGAAGUCCGGGACGAGCGGGGAGAAGGUGAGUCGGCUGAGUCUGGUAGACUUGGCUGGUAGUGAGCGAGCAGCAAAGACUGGAGCAGCAGGGGAACGACUCAAGGAGGGAAGCAACAUCAACAAGUCUCUCACUACGCUGGGCCUGGUGAUCUCAGCGCUAGCGGAACAGGGAACAACCAAGAACAAGAACAAGUUUGUUCCUUACAGAGACUCUGUUCUGACAUGGCUGCUGAAGGACUGUCUGGGUGGCAACAGUCGCACAGCGAUGGUUGCCACUGUGAGUCCAGCAGCAGACAGCUAUGAGGAGACGCUAUCGACGCUGCGCUAUGCAGAUCGAGCAAAGAGCAUUGUUAACCACGCUGUUGUUAACGAAGACCCCAAUGCUCGCAUCAUCAGGGAACUCCGAGAGGAAGUGGAGAAACUACGAGUACAAUUGACUCAGGCAGAGUCCUUGAAAGCUCCAGAGCUGAAAGACCGUCUGGAAGAGUCCGAAAAGUUGAUUCAAGAGAUGACCAUCACCUGGGAGGAGAAGCUUCGCAAAACUGAGGAGAUUGCACACGAGCGUCAGAAGCAGUUGGAGAGUCUGGGUAUUUCUCUCCAGUCUUCAGGGAUUAAAGUUGGAGAUGAUAAAAGUUUUCUUGUCAACCUUAACGCCGAUCCUGCCCUCAAUGAACUGCUGGUGUACUAUCUUAAGGAACACACAAAGGUGGGCUCGGCAGACUCUCAGGACAUUCAGCUGUGCGGCAUGGGUAUCCAGGCAGAGCACUGUGUCAUCGACAUUUCAGCGGAUACUGUAGUCAUCCUCAGCCCCUACUGCAACGCUCGGACAUGUGUUAAUGGUUCUCCAGUGACCAGUGCUCUGCAGCUUCACCAUGGCGACCGAAUCUUCUGGGGAAACAACCACUUCUUCAGGAUCAACCUGCCGAAGCGACGCUCUCGGGGAGCUGAGGAUGAGGAGGGUGAGGGUGGCCUGAUGAAGAACAGCGGCAGCAGUGAGCAGCUGGAUGCAGACGGGGACUCAGCCAGCGAAGUGUCCAGUGAAGUCAGCUUCUCCUAUGAGUUCGCCCAGACCGAGGUCAUGAUGAAGGCCCUGGGCAAUAAUGACCCCAUGCAAGCAGUCCUGCAAUCUCUGGAGAGGCAGCAUGAAGAGGAGAAGCAAUCUGCUCUGGAGCGUCAGAGACAAAUGUACGAGCAGGAACUCCAGCAGCUCCGCAAGAAGCUGAACCCGGACCGUCUGUCCACAGGCUCCUCUGGAGGGCCGGCUUCUGUCCAGCAAGCUCCAGGACAGCAGUCUCACUACCGCAGCCUGGAGAGACUGAGUAUGGGAGGGAUGAGUCAUUCAACCAGUGCUCAGAGCAGACUGAGGCAGUGGAAUGAGGACAGGGAGGCGGUGUUAGUUAGGAGUCUGCGGCGGUUGAGGGAGCAGAUAGUGAGGGCAAACCUCCUGGUGCAGGAAGCCUGUUUCAUCUCUGAGGAGCUGGAGCGCCACACGGAGUACAGAGUCACUCUGCAGAUCCCAUCAGACAACCUCAACGCAAACCGCAAGAGGGAUGCAGUGCUCAGUGAACCAGCAAUUCAGGUUCGACGUCGGUGUCGAGGGAAGCAGAUCUGGAGUCUAGAGAAGACGGAGAACCGUCUGGUUGACAUGAGAGAGCUGUAUCAAGAGUGGCAGGACUACCACCUCCAUCACAAUGACAACCCUAUGAUGCGCUCAUAUUUCCGUCGAGCAGACCCGUUCUUUGACGAGCAGGAAAACCACAGUCUGAUCGGCGUCGCAAACGUCUUCCUUUCCUGUCUCUUCUACGAUGUCAAGCUGCAGUACGCUGUUCCCAUCAUCAACCAGAAGGGGGAGGUGGCAGGGCGUCUUCAUGUGGAGGUGGUGAGGGUUGGAGGGGGAUUAGAGGACAACAUGGCUGGAGGAGAUGAGACCGACAACAACCAAGACGCUGAAGUCCCCGAUCGCCAAUUGGUCUGCAUGAUUAAGAUCCUGCAGGCCACUGGUCUUCCCCAGUACCUGUCCAACUUCGUCUUCUGUCAGUAUUCGUUCUGGGACCAGCCUGAGCCCAUCAUCGUGGCUCCUGAAGUAGACCCAUUGUCCUCGUCGCCCAGCACCAAGGACCCACACUGCAUGGUGGUGUUUGACAGCUGCAAGGAGGUGGCAGUGUCAGUAACUGAGGAUUUCAUUGAAUACCUGACUGAAGGAGCAGUUGCCAUCGAGGUUUUUGGACACAGACAGGCUGAUGCAGGAAGAAACCCCGCCCUGUGGGACCUCAGCAUCAUCCAGGCCAAGACACGCACACUACGAGACCGGUGGAGCGAGGUAACGCGUCGCCUGGAGCUGUGGAUUCAAAUCCUGGAGAUAAACGAGAAUGGAGACUUCGUCCCGGUAGAAGUUGUUCCUGCUAGAGAUGUGCGGACCGGGGGAAUCUUCCAGCUUCGUCAGGGUCAGUCGAGGCGAAUCCAGGUGGACGUGCGUUCAGUUCAGGACUCCGGCACCAUGCCUCUGAUUUCAGAAAUACUGCUUGCAGUGUCAGUGGGUUGUGUGGAGAUCAGAAACACCACAGCAAACCAGGAAGUAGAUGAGAUGGACAGUUAUCAGGAAAGAGACCUGGAACGUUUGCGGCGGCAGUGGUUAGCUGCUCUCACCAAGAGACAGGAAUACCUCGACCAGCACCUGCAGAGCCUGGUCAGCAAAGCAGAAAAAACAGAGGACGACAUGGAGAGGGAGGCCCAGUUGCUGGAGUGGCGCUUGACUCUGACAGAGGAGAGAAACGCUGUCAUGGUGCCCUCUGCUGGCAGCGGCAUUCCUGGAGCACCUGCUGAAUGGGUUCCUCUGCCAGGCAUGGAGACUCAUAUUCCUGUCCUCUUCCUGAACCUCAAACCUGAUGACCUCAGCUCUCAAGACCAGUUUGAGGUUCCUGAGGCCGGAGGUUGGGACGCCACACUGAGUGGAGAGGAUGAGGACGACUUCUUUGACCUGCAGAUCGUCAAACACUACGAUGGAGAGGUGACAGCAGAGGCAUCAUGGGACUCCACCGUCCAUGACUGUCCUCAGCUCAGUCGUGGGGGAGCAUGGCCGGAGCAGCGGGUGUACCUGACCAUCCGAGUGGUGGUUCAGCUCAGCCAUCCUGCCGACAUGCAGCUGGUCCUGAGAAAGAGGAUCUGCGUCAACGUUAACCCGGGCCGCCAGGGUUUUGCACACAACUUCCUGAGAAGGAUGUCCACCCGCAGCACCAUACCGGGCAGCGGGGUCACCUUCGAGGUGGUCUCCAACAUCCCCGGGGACGCCCCUGGUUCGGAGGACAGGGAGAUGCUGGCCAACCUCGCUGCCACCGCACACAAAAGCCAGUCAGCUGAUGAAGAGGCUGCAAUUGAGAAAUACCUCCGCAGUGUCCUCAGUCUGGAGAACAUCUUGACUCUGGAUAGACUGAGACAGGAGGUGGCAGUGAAGGAGCAACUGACUAGCAGAGGGAAGAGCAACAGACGGAGCAUAAGUUCUCCUUCUGUCCACAGGCUGUCUGGAAGCAGACAAGACCUGUCCACAUCCUGCCUGGAAGAUAAGGGUCGUUGGGAGAGUCAGCAGGAUAUCUUCAUGCCUUCUCAGUUUCACCGCACCCUCCCCCGGCCCGCCUCUUCCCCUUCCACCUACUCAACCUCCCCUUCUUCAUCCCCUACUCCCUUCGGCAUGACGCCCCCACAGAACCAGGAAGCAGAGCCAGGUCGUUCAGGACUUGCUGCCUCUUAUCUUUCAGUUAAGGCGCUGGUCCCUCAGAUGCCCAAACUGCUCAAGUCUCUGUUUCCAGCACGAGACGAAAAGAAGGAGCUGAGACCUUCUCUACAAAGCCAGCAGCAUGUCCCCCGCAUCGUGACAUCAGGAGGGGACGAAAAUCGGCUCAAGGCUGAGACGACUGCUAUUCUACGGCCCCCAACCAAAGACCGACGGGCAGAGUUCCCAGAAGUCCCUCCUCUUCCUGUGCAUGACCCGCAUGACAUCACCCCCCUCAGCCCCCUCAGCCAGUCAUCAAGCGGCUACUUCUCCAGUAGUGUUUCUACAGUAACCCUGUCUGACGUUCUCCAACCCUCGUCCUCGUCCUCCUCCCUCCUGGCUGCUGAGACUACGUUACCCACAAACCCCCAGCAGCAGGGUGCUGACGGGAACGAUGUUGUAACCUCUCCUUCUCAGUGUGGCGCCAAGAUGGCCGUCGUAGCGCCUCCACCCGCUUCCCACGGCUCAGCCAAUCACAACAAUGUCCCCGCAGAAAACUCCUUCUCUGAACACAAGCUGGUCAACUCGGGAGGAGGAGAAGGAGGAGAAGCAGCAGGAGGAGGAGAAGGAGGAGAAGGAGGAGAAGGAGGAGAAGGAGGAGAAGGAGGAGAAGGAGAAGGCUUUGAGAGGCUGGAGAUCUUUGUUGACGAUGAAGAGCGUAGCCAUGAUGACGUGCUGCCUGAUUGGCUGUCAGAGGGGGCGUAUGUUACAGUAGGAAGCAAUAAGGCCGGCACAGUGCGCUACGUGGGAAUGACGCAGUUUGCUGAUGGAGUGUGGGUGGGGGUGGAGCUGGACACCCCUGUAGGUAAAAAUGACGGUUCAGUCGGAGGUCAUCGGUAUUUCCUCUGUAAACCGGGUUACGGGGUGUUGGUUCGCCCAGACCGACUGUCCUGCCGCGAUCGGACCAGCCGGCGCACGGGAGACUUUACUGCUCCCGCCCACGUCCCCGUGUUGCGAGGAGAAGCCAUUGUUCCGCGCCGGGGGGAGAACCGCAAGUCCUGGAGCAGUUGAGACAGGGAAAGCAGGAGCUGGAUGGGAGAGAUGAACUCCCCACAGCCCUCCUCCUCCUCCUCCUCCUCCUCCUCCUCCUCCUCCUCUCCUCCCAGCUAUGCAACAGGCUCACACAUCACAAGUGACAUACUGCCUACCCUCCUUUAGUUUGAAACUACACCCAGUACAUCCAUCACAAGUAAUGGAUGGAAGUAGAAUAAAGACAAUGAAGAGUUCAUUAAGAACGGAUGCAAGUAAGUUGAUGAGACUAUGCAGAGUAUAUAGAAGUCCGAGGAAGGACUAUUUAUCAUGUGGGAAGAUAAUGCAAAAUGAAUGGCGGUCAAUGGGAAGACUGCUGAGAGUGAAUGGAAGUCAGUGCAGACUUUGUUGUAAUUUUGAGCGUCAGAGCUCUGCGGGGGGGUGCGUCGGACGCUGCAGACUGGACGAUUUGCCUCAGAGAUGCUUUAUUAGCUGAUAUACGGGGAUGCAAACGGGUCACGCUCUAGGCAGGAGUCACUUUUUUGAUCCCAGUUCAUAACUGAGGAUCUGUCACAUGUUGAGAGUGCAUAAGAAAACACUUUCAGAAUGAAAAGCCUUCCUCUGUUCCAGUUGGUUGCUGGCUGUUGGAUUUAUUUUUACCAGAAAAGGUCAAUGGCUAUUGGGAAUUGUAACCACAUUCAUUCUUCAGGCUGAAAACGCUGUCUAACUGGAGAAUAUUGAAUUGAUCUUUAGCGUUUUUUCGGCAUUUUUUUAUCCUCCCUACACGUCACAAUAAUAUGUGUGAAUGAGGAAACCGAAAUAGAUCAACUUUGAUUUUUAGACCCUUUAAAAAGAAAAAGUGGAGUGAGAGUGACGUAAAGCUCAAAUCAUUCCAGCCAUCUGGUGAGAACAUGUUUGCGUCCCUGUGUAUAUGAUGUCUCUACCUGGUAGUUCUGAGACUCUAUAUCCCAGAAUCCCCUGCUCCGGCUGCCACUCUGCUGAACUCUCUACGUCUACAGAACUACACUGAGACUCGUCUCCUCCUCCUGGACUCCUCUUUCUUUUCUUUUGAAGAUAGAUCCUCCCAGAAUGUGCCUUCACCAUGGCUUGGUUUGCAUUUGUUACUUUUCUCUGUAUAUUUAAUUUUGAAAUCGCUGUGUUUGUGUUUUAAGAGAAUGCCUUGUGCUAAGUGUGAGGUGAUCUCAGGGACCGCAGAGGGGAAAGGACAAGGAGGGGUGUGUGUGUGUGUGUGUGUGUGUGGGAUUGUAAAUGUUGUACAGUGUUGCCCUGUGUGCACAAAUAAUUGUUGUAGUCGUGUCGAUGUUGAGAACGAUGUGUGUAAAGCAGGAAAAGUUGUGUCCUCGUUGGACAAAGCCACUAUGGGAGCAAGCUGUUUGUACUGGGAGGCUUUAAAAGUCGAUUUUGCACUGGAGACGUUGGAUAAGAAGCAUCUGUAUGUUAGCAGAACGUGUCUGUGGUCAUGGUGCAGCGAGACAGGGAGACGAGUGGAGACAGAUUCCUCGAGCCAACUCGAAAUUUGCAAAAGAAACUAGAGUACAUUCUCCAUGAGUGGGUCUUAUGGAGGUCUUGAAGGUAAAUGUGCUGGUUGUCCUCUGUGUCUGACAUUUAGACACCAGGGGGCGCUGUAGAACUCUCGGAGUUGGUGGGAAUAGGCAUAGGCAUGUGUAUGUGUCGAGGAAAAGCAAGUGAGAUGCCAGACGCUCUGCUGGGUAUAUCACGCUUGAGAAGAGAAUUGAUUUGCUUCUUUGCAUUUGAUCAGUUUUAAAAGAAUCUAGUUUUUAUCUUUUAGAAAUUCUGACGCAACUGGGAGAACAAGCUGUACGUUUUUGGGAAAGUAUUAAUCGCAAAAGCAGUUCUGACUGAUUUUAACAAUCCUGCCACGUCUGUUGAAGGAGAUGAUGUGGCAGGUUUUUAUACAACAUCAUAUUCCAGAGGGACUUUAACAUUUCACAGCGACCUUAUUCUUUGUGUAGCGCAGCACUGUUUCAUACUUUAUGUAUACCAUCAAUUCAUGAAGAAUGCAGACAGAGAAUACAUGCGCUACCAAUACUUUUCCAUAAGUUAAAGGGGCACUCCACUAAUUUAACGCAGGAAGUGUAGUUUACUCAUCAUAGGGAGAACUACUCAGCCUGUGAAAAGGGUUUAAUAAUGUGUUCUGUAGGGAGCGUUACGUCCAGGCCACACUGCCUCUGUGAGCACGUCAGCUACCUCGCUGAACUGCUGCGGCUAGCCGGCGCAGACGGGCCUUUCGCUCUAAAUUGUUUCAUAAUGGCCAUCAAUAAUAGAAAGUUUAAUUUCAUUAUGAAUGGCAUUUAAAUAAAAGGUUAAGAAGCGGUCGCUCAUUUGUAAGAAGAAAAAAAAAAAGAAUCCUCAAUGAAACGCAGAUACACUAUAAAUGUUUGCAGGUAUUUCAGAAUAAAAGCCUUGUGUUAACAGAUGAAGGGAUCCAUAGAAAAACACUGAAUAGCUUUUAUUUUGAAACAGAAACCGCAAGUAAAUAUUUACUUUGAUCAUGUCUGUGACAUACUCUACAGAUACACAUAGAAACUGUAGACAUGAUCAAACAAAAUGUUGACUGUGUAUUUUUGCUGUUUACCGCGCAGACAGCCGACACAUCGCUGAACUGCGGCGGCACACGCGCUACUCUCGCCGGCAGUGUGACCCGGGCGUAAUAAAGUCUGAGAAAAUAACCCUGAUGAUGUCAUCAUGGAGUUCCCCUUUAAUAAACUCGAUUGAGGUCCGUGUGAAGUGUUUGGUUAGUAGUUGGAGCGAUGCUGUCUCACCAAGUGAGCAAUAGGCAUGUGCUGAUAUAAUAUGCUGAGCAAUAUUUCAUCAUCAUCAUCAUCAUCACUUGUACUUUAGUACGAGGUCUCAUUUACUACGUUCAUAUCCUGAUGAUGACAAACCUGAAUAUGCUUUUAUAUGCUGUUUCUUUAGGGACUUUUAGUUCAUCCAUGUGAAGGAGUCGAUACAGAUUUCUGAUGCGAUGAUGCAUACAUAUGAAUACAUUAUCUGGAAUACUACGUGCAUGUAAACGCACUCGGUAUGUCCAAACACGAUCCUCUUUAUGGAUACAUUAUGUUUUUCCAUUUCCUUUUUAUCAUGCGUCUUCUUAACUCAAGAGGCCGGAAUUUACUAUUUAUAUUUAAAUGCUUGUACACAUGCAUUUAUCGCAUGCAAAUUGAUAAUGCCUUUUUUAUUAUUUUAAUAAAUAUUGCACAAAUGAUUCCAUGAAAAUUGCUGCUAUUAGCAUUGUAGAUCAGCUGAUUUAUCGAACACUCUGUAUCUUUUACUGUACAUUGAAAUUCAGUAGUUUGUUUUAAAAAGAAAUCCCAGAUGGAGAAACUAAACCAGAGGCCAAUAUAUAUUUUCAAACGAAGCAGUACAAUUCCUAAAAAUGAGGCACUUUGAAACAUGAGCCUUAGAGAUGAUGUGGGGGGGUAAAAGUUGGAAUAUUUUCUGGGCGAAAAGUGAGUUUUUGAGGAGGAAAUAUAAUGGUGAAGUAUGAUAGGAGGAGACAAUAUACAUCACCAGUGUAGUUAUCAGGUGCAUGUAUUAUCUGGCCUGAGAGCCCGGGACCCUGGAGUCCUCUGGUUGCUUGGUUACUGCAGGUGGCUGUCUGGUAUGUUAUUGGUUGGCAAGUUGUGUAAAAAGUGAAGUAGGUUGUUUAAAAUAAUAAUAAUAAUAUUGUGGUUCAUAACAGUUAUGUGGUAAUGAAGGAAGGGAGUAAAGUGCUGUUGUGUGUGUGUUUGUGUGUGGAUGUUGGGCGGACCUGGCUGAUUCAGUUGUGUCUGCGGGUUUGUGCCAAGAUGGGAAAUGACCAGCAGCUGCCGCUUUACUUCUCCUACUUAUGCUCCCUUAAUAAAGUUCCAGUGUCUGUGGCUGCUGUACUUUCCCAUCCCGGUCUUUGCUCGGGGGGGGGGGGGGGUGAGAUCACUUCAGGCUUCUGGAUGUCCCUGUGUGUUAUUGUGCCUCAGAAACCAUGUGACCAUUGCAUCUUCCACACACUUAUUUCAUAUUGUGGGUGCUUCAAUUAAUUUUGCACAAAAGUCUCCAGAGGGAAUAAAAGAGUUUCUGGAACGCUUGUAUACAGAGGAAGAAAAUACAAACUGAUUUUAUUUUAUGAUUCUCAAGUUACCUGAUGUUCUUUAAAUUAUACUGACAUUGUUUUAAUGUUCUGCUUUUAGUUAAAGAUUCUUCACCACUCACUCACUCAAGAAAAAGACAAUUGGUUGAGGGCUGUACCGAUUAGGUUCAUUCGUAACAUUGACGUUGAUCAUGAAGUCAUAUAAUAUGUGGACAGACAUUCGAAGCUUCAUUCACGAACCUUAAAAAAGAAGACAUUCGGUACAGCCCUAAAUUGUUUAAAUUGUGAGUUAUUGUUUUACAUGACAUUAGAGCCAAGUGGUCAAACGUGUCUUUCCUUCCAUCUUCCUCCACGACGGCUCUCUCAGUUGGGAGAUGCAUUACUUUAACAGAUGAGGCUGAUGUGCAGCCUGGUGCCCAACAGACAUUUCAAUAAGGAACUGUAAAAGGUUAGUGUUGGUAAUAACUCAGAAUGGAUUUAAUGUUUUAACUUUUAUUUCUGCCGCUGUAGAGCAAAGCCAGCAGUGUUAUUUAUGUGACUGUAUCAAACAUUGAACCACAUUGAGCCCUGUUUUUAUUCAUGUGAUUUGUGUUUGAGAAUAUUCAUAUUGAUCUGUAUGAAUCUUCAGCCCCUUUUUUUUUUUUUCAAUCGGUUUCAUUUCUGUUGGUUUCUUUUCUUAAGUGCUUCUGUUUUGCUCAGAAUUUGGUCCCAUAUCUUUGUUGCAUUUCCUGUAGCUCUGUGGGAUAACCCUGCCUUAAUGUGGCCUUCAACCUGGAGCCAGACUGCUGUUUUUAGCAGGAACAAUCCCAAAAUCUCUAACUAAACACAUCACUGCUGUACUAUAACACUCAAGUGUACUGUGCUAUUAUUUAACAGGAUCAUUUCAAAACCAUGUAAAAAACUAUUCUGGUUUACUAUUGAAAAAGAGACUUUUUAGACGGAUUAACUUUAUCUUCCGAGGUAGGUCAUGUGGUCGCAGAUUAUUUUAGAAUAAGAUUUUCACUAAUUUAACAUCCUGUAUCACUGCCUCUCUGGAGGGAAAGUCAUUGUGUUGCCUCCCCGGCAGCCGCCGCACCUCAGUCAGAAAAGAUCCGACUUCCACACAGGGAAUUUUAUAUACCACCAUUAAAACUGAGUGAAUUUACAACCCACCACUGCCCUACAGCAGCACCAGGGAUCGUUAUGCCACCAGAUCUGAGGUGGGGUUCUGUUUUAAAACAUUGUACCUGCAGAAAAGUAGUUGAAUUUUGUAUUUUUCAGGCACUACAACACAUUUUCCUGCCUUGGUAGUGAGUGGUCACCUUUUUUACUACCUCUGUCUCACCUGUCCAGAGUGUUCUGCCAACGUCUUCUUCCCUGAGGCCUUUUAGCUGACAGAGUUGUAACCUGCUUCACUACUGAACUCAGUUCACUUUCUGCGUGUACUUAUUAGAAUAAACCACACAAACGAGCAAUAGUCGGGUGAUGCAAUGCAGCCUUGUUGCAGGUUUUUUUUGUUGCAGUUUUUAGCAUCAUUUUAACAGCCGAGGUUCAGAUACCACUUCUCCUCUUGGUGCAUUUCAAAGGCAGUUGGUAUAAACACAAUGUUGCAUUGAAGUUUCCUUGGUACCAGAGGAACAGCUGUGUAAUAAUAAUGGAAGGCUAAUGGGAGCUGAAGGAGAGGGCUUGCUUAGUCAGGGAGUCUGCCUGCAGAGAAGCCCUCCAGUCUCUGAACUUUCACACAUUCAGCUGAAGAAAGGUUUGAAUAAUAAGACAUGGGAUUAAUGUCAACAGUAUUAUUAUAUCAUCCUAACUCAUCAUUAUCAGUUGUUUGUUGAUCCUGUGGCACGGGUUUGCCUUCAUGUGUAUGUGUGAGUGCACCAUCAGAGUGGUUGUUCUAUGUAUGUAUGUGUAUAUAUGCGCAUAUUAAGACUUAUAUAAAAAGAAAAAUCUGAGCACAAGUUUGGGUUUUGAUUAAUUUAAUUGUUUUAUGUAAUUCUAUGCUGCAAUCCAAAGAAUAAACAUGUAUUAUAAUACAUUUCUAAUUUUCAUUUUUUAUCAUCUGAACAGUAAUCUGGUAAGAAAAAAAUAAAAAAAGGAAGAUUUUAA
This is a messenger RNA of Cottoperca gobio, 12120 nucleotides long. RefSeq names its product kinesin family member 13Ba (gene kif13ba). NCBI's taxonomy places the organism in Eukaryota, Metazoa, Chordata, Actinopteri, Perciformes, Bovichtidae. The record is from RefSeq and is a predicted model, not a curated record. Gene Ontology annotation, molecular function: ATP binding; microtubule binding; microtubule motor activity. Gene Ontology annotation, biological process: microtubule-based movement.